Molecule: messenger RNA, 1869 nt
Organism: Volvox carteri f. nagariensis
Lineage: Eukaryota; Viridiplantae; Chlorophyta; Chlorophyceae; Chlamydomonadales; Volvocaceae
Exons: 11
Coding region: 61-1869 (602 amino acids)
Source: RefSeq, a predicted model, not a curated record
GCCUUCGGACCAUACUCCCAGCCGCACCCGCAGCCGCAUGUUGGCCCUGGUGGCACGUCCAUGGCGGUGGUGCCGCAGCCCGCUGCUGUGGUGGUGAACUCGGCUGCUGAUGUGGAGGCGCGGGUGGCGUUGGAGCUGCGGGCGGGGCGGGCCGAGCAGGAGGUGGCGGCACUGCGGCAGCAGCUGGAGGUGAUGGCGGCACGGCUGUCGCAAGCGGAAGCGGACGCGGCGGCAGCACGCGAAGCGGCUGCAGCAGCCCACGUUGCAGCUAGCAAGGCGGAGGCGGAUUUGGCGGAUUUAUCCGGGGCGUACAACAAUCUAGAAGCGCAUGCCUUUGCGACGGAGGCGCAGCUGCGGAGCGCGCAGGGCGCCUUGGCGGCGGCGCAGGCGGCGGCGGCGGCCGCAGAGGCUCGAUCGCAGGCAGCGGCGGCGGGAGCGACAGGACCAGCUCACGGCGCGGGGGGCCUCUCGGAGGCGGACAUCCAGCGUCGGAUUGAAGAGGCUGUUGCCGAGGCUCGCGCUGAAGGCAAGGCGGAGGCCGAGGAGGGAAUGACAGAUUUAUUUGUGUGCUUAGGACAGGAAGAGCGAAAGCUUCGGUUGCGUCAAGCAAGGUCCUUGCGUAACAUAACUUUGUUCAAGUCCCCCUUGCGGACAACUUACUACUGCGGCUGCUACGUCGCGAAUGGGCUCUACAGCGGAGCGAAAUGGGUCGCAAGUCACCCAGUCACGAUGCUGGUCAUACUGCCGGCUUUACUUGCGUAUGCGGGCACCAAAUGGGCAGGAUGCUAUCAGGAAUUGUUAGCUGAAGUUGAGGAAACCGUGAAGUACGUCGUGUGGUGGGUGGGGCUGGGCGUGCUGUCAUCAAUCGGUCUGGGGACCGGAAUGCACACGGGCCUGCUCUUCCUCUUUCCGCACAUCCUCAAGGUGUGUCUGGCAGCGGAGACGUGCGGGCACUUCCGGUUUGACACGCGGUACGACAUGUGGUACAGCAGCGAGAGUUUCACGUGCGGAGAGGGUCCGGAGGAGGAGGUGUCGUUCACGGACUUGUUCAGAAAGGUAAUCCUGACUGCGGUACUGUGGGGCAUUGGUACGGCCAUUGGUGAAAUUCCGCCGUACUGGUUGUCGUACUCUGCGGCCGUGGCUGGUCAGAAGAACAUGGCCCUCGAGGAACUUGAGGAGGCCCUCCGUCCCAGCCCGCACCGUAAUGUGUUUCAGCGGCUGGUGGCGCGAAUGGAGCAGUGGAUGGUGUCCUUCAUCCGCUGUCACGGCUUCCUAGGCAUACUGGUGCUGGCCUCCUGGCCUAAUGCCGCAUUCGACCUGUGCGGGCUGGUGUGCGGCAAUUUCCGGUUCCCAUUUUGGAAGUUCUUCGGUGCGACGUCGAUUGGGAAGGGGUUCAUCAAGGUUACCGGGCAGGUUGUGUUUUUCGUGGCUGUGUUUCGUCGUGACAGUCGCGAGGCAAUCCUCGCCUGGCUGGAGGGUGUGCUGCCCUCCCGUCUACCCGGACAGCAACCCGGGAGCCACUCCCCCGCCCGGGAGGUGCACCUCUUCAUCAACCGCUCCAUAGCCAAGUACCAAUCUAAGGUCCUUGCCAAGAGCGCGGAGCACAUGGCCGGGCGGCGGUGGUGGUGGCGGCGAGGACUGGACGUGCUGCGCAGCCGCCAGGAGCUCCAGCGCCUGGUGGUGGGCCUUAUUCCGGAUACGGUGGCUGAGGCCUGGUCCUUAGUCAUGGCGCUGCUGAUGGCGGCUUUUGCGGUGUCUUGUGUGAACGCAUUUGCGCAGGCGUAUCGAGCCCAGUUGGACGAGCUGCAGGUGGAGGCGGCUCGGAAGCAGGUCGCAACUGCCCGGGAGCAGGAGCGCAAGCAGCAGUAG